ACUCACUAGUCGCAGUGCAGUUUUACACAAUGACUAACAUCAACACUGAAGUGGUUCUGCGUAAAUUACUCGACAAUAUAGCUAAAGAACAUAACUAUAAUGACCCCAAUGUGAGCGUGCGAGCUAUAACUACGGACGGUGCUAGCUAUAGCUCCAUGCUGUAUGCAGCAACAAUUUCUACACCAAAUAAGGAAGAACUUCAACUUUUUGCCAAAGUCGCCAAUGUAGGUGAGAUCGCCCGUUCUCAAUUACUUUUACCUUUAUUCGACAUAGAACGCUUCGCAUAUAAAGAGUUAUUGCCAGCUUAUGAAAAAAUACAAGAUAGGAACAAAUUAUCCAAUAAAGACAGACUGGUUUGGCCCAAAUUUUAUGGAUGUAAUCCAAAUUUGUACGAAGAAACAGUAGUUCUUGAAAAUUUGAAAACGAAAGGAUACGUAGCAUAUGAUAGACUCAAGUCGAUUGACUGGGCUUACGCUUCCAAGGCUGUUGAGUCGCUCGCUAAAUUCCACGCCCUGUCCAUAGCUUACGGCGAAGAAAAUCCGACACAAUAUGCUGAACUUCUAGCUAAAAUGAAAUUUAAUCCAGACUCUUUGAACAAAAUGGCUGGUACUUUCGACAAAUUGGUAGAUAUGGCUGUAGCUGUGACAAAAGAAGAUAAUAAAGAAAGAUUAAGACAAUAUAUUUUAAAAGAAAGUGGCUUCAAAAACAUAGAUAAAUUUUAUCAGUCAACUGGUUUAAUCAUUUUAAGUCAUGGUGACUACAAGCCAAGCAAUUUAAUGCACAAAACAAAUAAAGAUGGCAGUAUAGAUGUGAUUCCUGUAGACUAUCAAACUAUUUCAGCUAACAGUCCAAUUAAAGACUUGUACUAUCUCAUCUUCACGGGUUCAGAUGAAGAGUUCAGGCGUCAUCACUAUGAGCAGCUGAUCGACCAUUACUACCAACAACUGUGUCGAGCAUUACGCAAUCUGAACCUAGAUCCUGAGAAGCACUACCCUAAGAAGAAUUACGAAAAGGAUUUAAAGGAUUUUAUGCCGUUUGGCCUAGUUCUCGGUGUACUUGCACUACCAGUUAUCACUGUUGAAGCUGAGAAUGCACCGUCUCUUCAAGAUGAAAAUGGCCUUAACAGCAUACUGACCACGAAAACUAGCAAUCUGUACCCAGAAAGGUUGAAUGGAAUUGUAAAUGACUAUGUCCGAUGGGGGAUACUUUAAGCGUACUGUAUUUAAUGAAUCAACAUCAUCAUUAUCAUAUCAGCCGUUAUCUGUCCACUGCUGGACAUAGACCUCUCCCACAGACUGCUAUAAGGAACGGUCCUGAGCCAACUGCAACAGUACCGACUCCCUGCAGUGCGUUAGAAGUCAUCACUGUAUCUAGUAGGGGAGUUGUUCUACACUGCGUUUUCCUGCACGGAGUCGCCACACAAGACCUUUCUUCCCUUUCAGUUGUCUUUUCUUCCAGCUAUGUAACCAGUUCAUUACCACUUACUACAUUUAAUAAAUGCAAUACAUUUUAUGACAUAAAUGUAAUAAUAUUUUUAAUUAAUAAUAAAAUUCAAGUGUUACGUUAAUCUAUUUUACAUAUGUAGGUUAAUAUUAAGAUUAAAAGAAUACUAGUAUCUGAACUAUGCCGAGUAUAUAUCUGUAUCCUAGUUACUAGUCAUUUCUAUGAACUAGGUGGUAGGUAAAACAAGAAAUAAUAAAAUAUUACAAUAUUAUGAGUGUUUAUUUUAUACUUUAAAAAGAAUUUCACUGUAACUUUAUUAGUUCUGGCAAAUUACAAAAAAAUAUGAUAUUCUUCGUAUUAUUAUGUUAAUUUAAAACAUAAAAAUUGUAAUAACGAACUAUGUUUUGAAUAGCACAUAAUUAUGGUUAUAACAUAUUUAACUGACAAGUGUAACUCUUUAUAAUUUGUGAAAAGCAUAAAAUCAUUGUUCUUAAGAAUCAAGAAUACAUUUUGUUAUAUGGUG
This is a messenger RNA of Galleria mellonella (greater wax moth), 1966 nucleotides long. RefSeq lists its product as uncharacterized. The transcript is spliced from 3 exons. The record is from RefSeq and is a predicted model, not a curated record. NCBI's taxonomy places the organism in Eukaryota, Metazoa, Arthropoda, Insecta, Lepidoptera, Pyralidae. The coding region runs from base 30 to 1211 and encodes 393 amino acids.